Molecule: messenger RNA, 723 nt
Organism: Cylindrotheca closterium
Lineage: Eukaryota; Bacillariophyta; Bacillariophyceae; Bacillariales; Bacillariaceae
Source: the annotation of a GenBank genome assembly
AUGACUGGCAAGACAGAAUCCAGCGUCCUUGGGGAGCUCAAAGAAAAAAUUCUUGAACAAAAGGCCGAGAUCGAAAAACUAAAACAGCAGCUGAAAGGGCCAGCAAAGUCGUCGGGAGGCCAUGGCGGCCAUGGAGGAGGAGAUGUCAGUGAGGAAGACAUUGCAAACUAUUUGGAUGAACCGUUCUAUACUACAAGUUUGAAGCGAGUUGGAUGGCUUGGCAUCUUUCUUGCUUCUUUAUCUUUCACAGCAAUUAUCAUGAACAGUUUUGAACAUACACUGGAGAAACACAUUGAGCUCUCAUAUUUCGUUCCGCUACUGGCUGGUCAUGGAGGAAAUACCGGAGGACAAACAAUCGGCACACUUUUAUCAGCUCUGAGUGCAGGAACUGUGCAACCAAAGCACGCCGCGAAAGUCAUUUUUAAGGAAGCGCUUGCUGGGGUGUUGUCGGGAAUGAUUCUGGGGGUUAUUGUAGGCCCUGUGGCCUACAAGCUCAUGGGCAUCUCCUAUCACGUCACAACAGUACUUUUCCUCACAAUGCCCCUUUUGUCCACGGUUGCCGCUACUCUGGGAGCGACAAUUCCGUUUGUGUGUAUCUGGUUCGGUCUGGACCCAAGUGUUAUCGCCGCUCCGGCAAUGACGAGUCUGGUUGAUGUCUCUGGUCUAUUAGGAUAUUUUGUCAUCGCAAACCAAGUUUUCAAACUCUAUGGACUAGAAUUCUAG